Penicillium subrubescens is the source of this 462-nucleotide messenger RNA. RefSeq lists its product as uncharacterized. Gene Ontology annotation, biological process: N-acetylglucosamine catabolic process. The coding region runs from base 1 to 462 and encodes 153 amino acids. The transcript is spliced from 2 exons. Lineage: Eukaryota; Fungi; Ascomycota; Eurotiomycetes; Eurotiales; Aspergillaceae. Gene Ontology annotation, molecular function: N-acetylglucosamine-6-phosphate deacetylase activity. The record is from RefSeq and is a predicted model, not a curated record.
AUGCUCGUCUUGCCCACGACGAUCAACUGCUCUCUGGAGACUUACUUGUGCUUUGACCCGAAAACUGGUGUCUUCGUUCCCCCACCUAACCCCGCUCCAUCGGCAUCAGCCAUCGAUCUCGAGGAUCGUAUUGUGGCUCCCGGGUUCUUAGAUCUGCAGAUAAAUGGCGCUUAUGGAUUUGAUUUUUCUGAAGGUAGCGCCAGCGAUCAUACUGGCCUGUCGUACACUGAGCGGUACCGGGAUGUCCGAAGGAAGCUCAUCACGACAGGGACAACGAGCUUCCUGCCUACAAUGACCAAACCUACCAUUCUUGGGCCCUUCAGAGUCCCGAGUCCCUUGGUGCUCAUUGCGAAGGACCUUUCUUCGCGCAUCAUCGAAUGGGUGUCCAUCUACCCACUGCUGUCCAUGCGUCUGGAACAACAAGUGACCCAAAGCGUGUCUUGGAUGCCUAUGGAGAAGUAA